UGUACCCCGGGGAGCUCAGGACCUGCUGCCACUCAGGCCGUGCCCUGCUGGGGCACGAAACACAAGCAGUGAGCAGUGAUGACCCCCAGUGCGGCUCAGAGGGGACCCUGGGUGAGCAGCAGGGCUGUGCACACCGUGAAGGGGAUGCUCCUUGCAGGGGCUGCAGACAAACAUCCCCUCAGGGUGGUGAGAGGGCAGAGAUGCUGUUCCUGGCCCCCAGUGCUGCCCGCACGGGCUCCCAGGCAGUGUCCCCACCACAAACCAGUGAGGGGACACGAGGCUGCAGCGGGCUGGGUGAGCCAGUGCUGUGUCACCCAGCGUGGCAGGCAGUCCCACCACAGCCGUGUCCCAGCGGCCACUGGCCCAGGCUGACCCACCAGGAUUAAGGAGCCUGCAGGAGUAAGUAAUUUAAAUCCAGAUUAGAUUUAAGAAGCUGCUACGCAAAGGGCAUGUGAGCAGAGGCUGUGCAGUGGGGAUGAGCAGGUGAGAGUCUGCCUGGCACUCCUGAUGUGAGGGGCUGCCAGGGCAGGGUCUGUGCCCAUGGGGUAUUGCCCAGGACGGGUUUUUCUCCAGGCUUGGCUUGUGUGCAGCAGAGGGGAGGCAGCGCUGCUGUGCCGUGGGACAGGGCACCUCGGGAUGAGAUGUUCCCUGCCGUGAAGAGAGAGCCCAGGCAGGAGGAUGAAGCACAGGGACACGCUGGGCUGCUCACUUCGUAGGUGCUGGAGAGAGGCCACCCCUCUGGGCAGGGCUGCAGACCAUGUUCCACCUCUUCUCCCACUGCUGGUCGUGGCUGCAGGCCAUACAGGAGCCCAUCAGGAAGGUGACCCUCCUUGUCAUGGGGCUGGACAAUGCAGGGAAAACCUCUGUCAUCGUGGACAUAGAGAGAGUGCUGGCCGGCGAGGCGCUGCCCGAUGCGCAGCCCGGCCAGAGCCGCCUGCGGGUGGAUCGCUUGGAGGUGACGCUGCUGGAGCUGCCCGGGGCCCAGCGCUCCCGCAGCGCCUGGCGCAGCCACUACAGCGAGGCACACGGGCUCCUCUUCGUGCUGGACUCGGCUGACCUGGCUCGGAUGGAGGAGGCCCGCAAGGUCCUGAGCCGCGUCCUGAGCCAUCCUGAUGUUUCCGGGAAGCCACUCUUGCUGCUGGCCAACAAGCAAGACUCGGCUGCUGCUCUGCUGCCCUGCGAGCUGAUCGAGCGGCUGUGCCUGGAGAGGCUGGUCAAUGAGAACCGCUCGCCCUGCCGCAUUGAGCCCUGCGUGGCCAAGCGGGUCCCCUCCUGCGGCCCGGCCCGUUCCACCGUGCAGGGGCUGCGCUGGCUCCUCCGCGCCGCCGCCGCCCCGGGCCCGCCUGCCCCGAGGGUGCCCCGCUCCCGCCCGGCCGCCCGCAGGGACCGGCCGCCCCCCGGGGAAGAGGCUCGGGAGGGCGCGGGGAAGAACGGGGAGCCCCGGCCGGAGCGCCCCGGCUGCCGCCUCCUGCCCCUGGAGGAGAGCGCUAAGGGCCCCAGGAGGAGGAAGAGGAAGGUGAAGGUGAAGAAGAAGGGCUCGGGGCAGCCUUGCCCAGCCGAAGAGCCGGAGGGACCGGGAGCAGGGGGUGACAGCCGUGCGGGGGCUGCCGGGGGGCUGCUGCUCCCCAACAGGGUCGGGCAGGAGGAGCCCACACCCGUCGGGAUGGUCACUCCCCACCCAGCGCAGGGUAUGAAAAAGAAAAAAAAGAAGAAAAUCAAGAAUAAAAUCAAGUCACGGGAAGCUUCUCUGGAGCAGCGGCGUGAGGAGGUCUCAAGCACCUUUGAUCUGUACCGCCGGGCCAUGCUGGCUCUGAAGAUGAGGCAGGAGCAGAGGAAGCAGCCAUCGUCCAUCGCUCCCUGAGCAGGGAGGGACAGGGCUCGGUGGCAGUGGGACCCUGCUGGGGCGCUUGGCCGGGGCUGACAGAGCUCCUCGGCCAUAAACAGCAUCACUGUCCUCUGCAAGGCUUGAAAACCAGGGAUCCGCAGGGCCGAGCCGAAAGUCCCUCUGUCAGGGCUCCUCUGGCAGUGGGACUGCAAAUGCAGCUGGAAAGGGAGCGGCUGCCCCUUGCUGCCCCCUGCUCGCAUCCUGCGGAACGCUCCGUCCAAACCCGGAUCAGCCUGCGGAGGAUCCGAGCACCAUCGCAGGGGGAAAUCUUGUCUCUUGAAUUGCCCUGUGCCCUGGGAAAGCUGUCUUUGCAGGCCAGGGGCUGACCCGACCCGGCAAUCCCUCCCUGGCUGCUGCCUGGAGCAGUCUGGUUCCUGGCGCUGGAGGGUGGAGGGCAGUCCCGGGAGAUGUGCAGAGGAGCUCAGCCCAGCCCUGGGCCACAUCUGGCAGGGCUGCCAGGACCCUCUCCACACACGGGAGGAAGGUGAUGCCGUGCCUGUGCCUCCUGCAGCCCGUCACUGAAAAUUUAACUUCAAUGGCAGGCGGUGGUGGAGGCUCCCUGCCCGGGCUCGUUCCUCCCGAUCCCACCAUCAAUUCCAGAGGGACGGUGCCACUGGCAGCCUGGCACUGCUGCCCCAGGAUCCCCGAUGCACGGCUGAGCAGGGAAAAGAAAAGAAACUGGCUACUCUUGCUGGCCUGCCAUAAAGUUCUGUCUAACUCUGCUGUAUUCAGUGGUUGGUGACUUCAUGGAUUAUUUGUAAAUCAAUUGUAAAUAGCAACAGCAGGAGUUGUAA
This is a messenger RNA of Poecile atricapillus (Black-capped chickadee), 2679 nucleotides long. RefSeq names its product ADP ribosylation factor like GTPase 13A (gene ARL13A). Lineage: Eukaryota; Metazoa; Chordata; Aves; Passeriformes; Paridae. The record is from RefSeq and is a predicted model, not a curated record. Gene Ontology annotation, molecular function: GTP binding; GTPase activity. Bases 758 to 1861 code for a protein of 367 amino acids. The transcript has 9 exons. Gene Ontology annotation, biological process: receptor localization to non-motile cilium; non-motile cilium assembly. Gene Ontology annotation, cellular component: non-motile cilium; ciliary membrane.